GGGGGGGGUGGGGCGCCGAGCGCGCGGGGUGGGGGGGGUCCUGGUCUUUGGCUUCUCGACUCGGUCCUGUUUCGACAGCGAACAUGUCUCGGCCUGUCAGAAAUAGGAAGGUCGUUGAUUAUUCACAGUUUCAGGAAUCUGAUGAUGCUGAUGAAGAUUAUGGAAGAGAUUCAGGCCCUCCAGCUAAGAAAAUUCGGUCAUCUCCCCGAGAAGCUAAAAAUAAGAGGCGAUCUGGAAAGAAUUCACAGGAGGAUAGCGAGGACUCCGAAGAAAAAGAUGUGAAAACCAAGAAGGACGAUUCUCACUCAGCAGAGGACAGUGAAGAUGAAAAAGAAGAUCAUAAGAAUGUACGCCAGCAACGGCAGGCAGCCUCUAAAGCAGCUUCCAAGCAGAGAGAAAUGCUCAUGGAAGAUGUAGGCAGCGAAGAAGAACAAGAGGAAGAGGACGAGACGCCAUUCCAGGAGAAAGAUUCCGGCAGUGAUGAAGAUUUCCUAAUGGAAGAUGAUGAUGAUAGUGACUAUGGCAGUUCAAAAAAGAAAAACAAAAAGAUGGUCAAGAAGUCCAAACCUGAGAGAAAAGAAAAGAAAAUGCCCAAACCCCGGCUAAAGGCCACAGUGACGCCAAGCCCUGUGAAAGGCAAAGGGAAGGUGGGGCGCCCCACAGCUUCAAAGGCAUCAAAGGAAAAGACUCCUUCUCCCAAAGAAGAAGACGAGGAACCAGAGAGCCCUCCAGAAAAGAAGCCCUCGGCCAGCCCCCCACCUGAGAAAUCAGGGGACGAAGGGUCUGAAGAUGAAGCCCAGUCUGGGGAGGAUUAAAAAAGUGAUGAUGGUUUGGGGAGAGAUUUUAUUAAAAAAAAGAGAAAAAAAAAGAAAAAAGAAAAAGGGGGGAAAAAAAAGAAAACCUACUUAAGAUAGAACAUGGUUUUGGCUAUGGCUUGACUCAUGGGCUUUCAGUGCUUUUUUCCUUUUCUUGAAAAUAACAUUCUCUCUGUCUUUUUUUAAGAAAACCAUUGUAAGUUUAAUUUCCCUUUUUGUCUGUUGGUCCUCUCUUCGCCAUCACCCAUCUUUCCCACCGCUUCCCAGUGAAAGCCAUGUCAGAAUAAUCACUGGAUUGACGGCUUUACCUUUUUUAUUUUUAAUGGAAGGUAUACCACAGUUGUAAAGCAAUAAGAUUUGAGAUGAACACUACGGAAAUUUUGCUUAUUUUGCUAAAUGGUAGAAAAUGAACCGUAAUCAAAAAACAUAGAAGGGUUUUAGUUAAAAAUGAUUGCUUCUCUCUCUACCUGGACUUAAAAAAAAUCAGCUGUCAUCUAAUACAAGUUUAUAUGUCUAUAUACAUAAGUAUAGAUGUCUAAAAAAUCAUGAUGUUAAACUUCCCACUGAUGGGGCAGGUAGAACAUAAAGAUGAAUUCUGAAUUGUUACUAAAAGUAUUCCUAUUUUUUACCUUGGGGGCAAGGCAGGGCGUGGUGUUACCUGACCUUGUUUGAGGGUGUGGUUUUGGGGGGGGUUGUUUUGUUUUUUGGUGUUUUUUUUUUGGGUUUUUUUGUAAAUUUCAUCACUUGUUAUCUCAAAGAGACCCGGAGCCAGUGAUUCUUUUAUCCUGCUACAGUCUUUCAGGAACUUUAAAAGAACCAAAAAAAAAAAAAAAAAGGCAAGGGCCACCAAAACUUAAAUCAGUCUUGAUUUCCUAUUUCAUUCUCUAAUGGUUCAUGUUUUUAAGUAUAUAUGUAUCUAUUCUGUUUCUUGGAUGAAAUUACCAAGGAUCAAAAAAAAAAAAAAAAAAAAGAAAAGAAAAGAAAAAAACCUUUAGGAUUUAAACAGCAAGAUCUAUACACCAGAGUGGAUUUCUUCUUAACUGACAAUGUUUAGGUUUUAAGCAAAUAAAGUACCAAUUAAUGUGAAACUCAA
This is a messenger RNA of Neogale vison (American mink), 1908 nucleotides long. It is a transcript of the gene NUCKS1, whose product is annotated as nuclear casein kinase and cyclin dependent kinase substrate 1. Gene Ontology annotation, molecular function: double-stranded DNA binding; single-stranded DNA binding. Gene Ontology annotation, cellular component: cytoplasm. NCBI's taxonomy places the organism in Eukaryota, Metazoa, Chordata, Mammalia, Carnivora, Mustelidae. The record is from RefSeq and is a predicted model, not a curated record. The coding region runs from base 84 to 815 and encodes 243 amino acids. Gene Ontology annotation, biological process: double-strand break repair via homologous recombination; interstrand cross-link repair. The transcript is spliced from 7 exons.